Caenorhabditis elegans is the source of this 1283-nucleotide messenger RNA. RefSeq names its product Nuclear Hormone Receptor family (gene nhr-219). The transcript has 6 exons. The record is from RefSeq and is marked reviewed. Gene Ontology annotation, biological process: DNA-templated transcription; regulation of DNA-templated transcription. Gene Ontology annotation, molecular function: DNA-binding transcription factor activity; sequence-specific DNA binding; DNA binding. Gene Ontology annotation, cellular component: nucleus. The coding region runs from base 8 to 1234 and encodes 408 amino acids. NCBI's taxonomy places the organism in Eukaryota, Metazoa, Nematoda, Chromadorea, Rhabditida, Rhabditidae.
AUUUUAGAUGGGUUCUCUAUCAUCCCCUUCCACGUCAAUUUCAACAACCAGCUCUCCCAAGUUAAUAUCGGAAAAGUGUUUGGUAUGCGAUCAACCUUCUCAUGGAAAUCAUUUUGGAGUUGAUAGCUGUAGAGCUUGUGCUGCCUUUUUUCGAAGAGUUUUUGUUACUCAUAAGCAGCAAUACAAAUGUAUAAAUGAACUGGAGCAGUGUGUUCCCGAUGCUCGUGGACGGUGGAAAUGCAGGAAAUGUCGAACCGAUAGGUGUUUUGAGCUUGGAAUGAGGCCCGAUAAUAUUCAGUACAAUCGAGACAUGUUUUCCUGUACAGGAGAAUUUCCAAAACAAGUUAUUUACAAGUCAACUCGAAUCAUUCCAUCAAAACCAGAAUGCAUUACGUAUUUCGACUUUUCAUCUUUACUUGAAUCAGUCGAGAACAUUUUAUCAGAGACAACACCUAAAUGUGUUCCAUUUCAAUGUCAGACUCCUCUUCAACGUCUUGCAUUUGGAUUGAAAGAAAUCAGAAAAACACAACUUUGGGAUAAUAUCCCAGUUAUCAACUGUAUUGGAAAAGAAGAAACGUUCGAAAAUUGGAAAGUACAAAUAGAACGAACAACUACAUGGUUAUCUUAUAUGGAUCAAUACCGAGAUUUGAACUUCGAUGACAAAAUGACAAUAGUUCAGUGCAUGUGGUUUCCAUUCGCAAGAUUAGAAAGAUGUGGAAUGACUGCGAAGCUUCGAAAGGCAAAUAAAUGCCAGAAAAAUGAUUAUGCGUUCAAAUCGGACAGUCUUGUGAAUACUCAGACUGUCAAAUUUGAUUUCGAUUGGCUCUCACACCUCUCCAAUGCUCAAAUGAAGGCAUUUUUAGGCGAUCCUUCCGAAAUGUUAUGUGAAGGGCUAACAGAGUGCAUGAUGGAAAUACAGCCCACAGAUGAAGAACUUUGUUAUAUUCUUUGUGAACUAUGUUUUCAUCAUCUUGGAAGAAAAUUAGGUGGUCCGAUGCAAGAAACCAUGGAACGAUUUCUAAAAAUACUCUCCGACAACUUGCACGUCUACUAUUUUGAACAAGAUAGAAUGUCACGAUAUUCGCAUAGACUUUUGAAAAUUUUAAAGAUAAACGAAAAGUAUAAAACCAUAAUGGGGGAAAAACGAAAGAUAGUCUUUCUUGGAUACCUAUUUGAUGCCUUUCGAAUUAAGUAUUCUCAUCCGGAUUUCUUUCGAUUUCAAAGCUUUGAAUAAAGUACAUGAACUUUUUAAAUUCAUUGCGGAAAAUAAAUGUCUUGAAUUA